Misgurnus anguillicaudatus (oriental weatherfish) is the source of this 1282-nucleotide messenger RNA. RefSeq names its product PIH1 domain containing 2 (gene pih1d2). Gene Ontology annotation, cellular component: ribonucleoprotein complex; cytoplasm; R2TP complex. NCBI's taxonomy places the organism in Eukaryota, Metazoa, Chordata, Actinopteri, Cypriniformes, Cobitidae. The record is from RefSeq and is a predicted model, not a curated record. Gene Ontology annotation, biological process: rRNA processing; box C/D snoRNP assembly.
UAGUUUCUAUGGUAACGUUUAAGUUUGCCGAGACUCUAAAGGGUUUGGAUUGCUUAACUUGAUGUUUCGAAAUCGUGUGUAGGAAUUCUCGAGAUUUGCAUCAGCUGUAGUUUACUUAAACAUUAAUACUUCAUCAAUCACAUGCUAAAAAUCCGUCGUACGUUUUCGUUCUGAAUCUGAUUAACGUUAGUUGAAACACAGCGUCUACACUUUUGCAGAAAGGAUACCAACUUUUGUUAAAUCGGGUUUUCGGCAGUUGCUCUAGGUUUAAACACAUUUAAGCAUUAAAAUGGCAGGCUAUGAUAAUGCAGCUGUACAGCAGCUGAAUAAGUUUUGGUCGAUGUUAGAUGAUAUGUCUGAGAAUAAUCUAGAAGAGUACAAGAACUUCAUUGAGCGACAGCUGCGAGAAGGAGCGGAGUUCUACUCACCACCCGAGCCUCACGCCUGCAUCCGCACUAAUGUACUGGGACCAAAGAAAGGGGUGUUAUAUAUAAACAUCUGCAGUUGGAAACGAGUGCCAGCCCCAGAUUCUCACAAUAAUCCAGUUCCCGUGUGUGGAGGAAGAUUGGAAAGCAUCACUGAGCAGAAAGAGUGCAGUGUGGUGGACGUGGCCUUCAAUCCAGAGGUUCUGCAGAUGAUAGAGAAAGACAAGCAGGAGAGAGAGAAUAUCCACCUGCUUGUUCUGAACUUCAUCCAACAGCAGCACAAUCUGAAUCUGUCCCAGAGUUACAAACUCACCAAAGACAAAAUCAAGGGCAGCAUUCAGGAUAUGAAGAACCGUUUAAUGACACCAAAGCAGGUCAAAUCUACCAGUGGGCCACAAUCUGAACCAGCACCAUCACUCCUUCAGCAGAUCUCCUCACUGCGAUUGGCUGAGAACAAGGUUGACUCCUCCAUCCAGCUGAGCACAGUGCAGGACAAGAAACCAGCCAAACCAGGUCUUAUUGAGGUGAUCUCCAGUACAGAGUUAGUCCAGCGUGAGCCCCAGCAGCCCCAGCAUCAUCUCACAGUGUGUACUGAUGACAGCGGCUCAGGGAGGAGCCUACAGCUGAACGUCAAGCUUCCUGGUGUGCGAUCGGUCUCACAGUGCCAACUCAGCAUCUCUCAGGAUGAUAUUCUCCUGGAGGUGGAGGACAUUUAUUAUCUGCACCUUCCAUUAUCUGAGUCAGUCAAGGAGGAGACUUGCACUGCAAUAUUUAAUAAGAAGAAACAGACUCUAACUGUUACUGUAAAUGUGUUAUAAAACAUAUCACUCUUAUAUAGAAACUGAGAAACUAACUUU